This is a messenger RNA of Emericellopsis atlantica, 723 nucleotides long. RefSeq lists its product as uncharacterized. The coding region runs from base 107 to 469 and encodes 120 amino acids. The record is from RefSeq and is a predicted model, not a curated record. The transcript has 2 exons. Lineage: Eukaryota; Fungi; Ascomycota; Sordariomycetes; Hypocreales; Bionectriaceae.
UGCCAGAUCACUGGGACUCUCAACACCACAGCUUCACCAUUGCUGCUAUUGAUUGUCGCAAGGAAAAAAAGACAAGAGAAAGAGCCAAAGAAGGCCAGACACCACAAUGCGCUGCUUAAUUGCCUUUCUUUCUCUUCUUGCACUGGCUAAUGCCCAGUUUGGUGGCUUCUUCGAUCAAAUGUUUGGCGACGCGCCGAACCAUGGGCAAGGACAGCAGCAACGGCACUCCAACAAUCCAAGCGACGCCGGGCUCUACCGCCAACGUCACGAUCAAGCCCUGUGCGACAAAUAUCUCUGCCCCGACACACUCGCCUGCGUUCACUUCCCCCACCACUGUCCCUGCGCGUGGGAUGCACACCAGGACAAGUUCGAAUUAGGGGAAGGCCACCGAGUAUGCCUGUCAAAGGGAGGAUACAAGCCCACCGAUGCGGCGCGCAAGAUGGAGCUGGUGAGGAAGGGACUGCUCUAGCAUGAGCCGCCUAUACUGUCAAGGAGAAUGUAUGCGUGGCUUCCAUUAGGACAACAAGCAAAAGGUCGAAUACAGUCGGUUUUCUGAUUCACAUCAGCCAAGGAUAGAAGGUCUUUGUGCUUCCAGUCGGACGACAGUCCGGUUUUCGAUGCCGUUUCUCGAUGCGAAAGUAAGGUCAUCAGCACCUCUCGACAAUGCCAGCCCUCACUACUGCACGUUUACUCAGUGUCUCUGGGACCCGAGGCAGAGCGACA